Messenger RNA from Esox lucius (northern pike), 1786 nucleotides. Its product is annotated as cytochrome c oxidase assembly protein COX18, mitochondrial. NCBI's taxonomy places the organism in Eukaryota, Metazoa, Chordata, Actinopteri, Esociformes, Esocidae. The coding region runs from base 177 to 1262 and encodes 361 amino acids. Gene Ontology annotation, molecular function: membrane insertase activity. The transcript has 7 exons. The record is from RefSeq and is a predicted model, not a curated record. Gene Ontology annotation, biological process: protein insertion into mitochondrial inner membrane from matrix; mitochondrial respiratory chain complex IV assembly. Gene Ontology annotation, cellular component: mitochondrial inner membrane.
ACGCCUGAUCGGCGUCGUUUGCCGACGUCAUAUUUACUCGACACGCUGGUGGCAGAUGGAGGUGAAAACACUGGAUGAAACUAAUCAUAACAAAUUCAAUCUGAUUCAACUGUUGUGGCAUAACUGGAUUCCUUUUAAUAGUAGUUCUUCAGCGGUUCAAACAAAGAUUAGUUAGAAUGCUCUGGUUGAAGACGACCAUGCAGCUCAGAACUGACUCACUGCGGAAAUUAUGUCAAGUCAGCCGGCACUCAUCCGGACCCCCUGCGCAAAGCGUUACCCCAGCGCCCUUCACCAGUGACCGCAGAGCGACAAGCCGCCACCGUCACGUCCCACUUCACACGUUACCCCUCCUUCACCCCAGUCGGCUUCACAGAUCGGCGCCGUGCCUCCAUCUCUGUAGACAGGCGUCAACGACCGGUGGCGCAGGCUGGUACGAGGGCGUAGCUGACUCGAUUCCAGUCCAUGUGACGGAGCAGCUGUUGACCUGGGUCAAUCAGGCCACAGGUCUUCCCUGGUGGGCCACCAUCGUGUGCACCACCUUUGCUCUGAGGACAGCCAUCACUCUGCCCCUUGGAGCCUACCAGGCCGUUGUCGUUGCCAAGGUUGAAGGCCUUCAACCGGAGAUAGCGGAGCUGGCUAAGAGGCUGCACUACGAAAUCUCUGUGCGUGCCAAAGAGAAGAACUGGACAGACAAAAAAUGCAGAUACCAAUUCAAGAAGAAUCUGAAGAGGAUCGUGUCCGAGCUGUACGUGAGGGAUAACUGCCACCCCUUCAAGGCCAGCGUGCUGAUCUGGGUACAGCUGCCCAUGUGGGUGUGCCUCUCCCUGGCUCUGCGUAACCUCAGCCUGGGGUUGUCUGAAGCCACCACUGCGUUGCAGGGGGAGCUGACAGUAGGGGGCGCCCUGUGGUUCUCUGACCUGACAUUGCCUGACUCCACCUGGAUAGUGCCCAUCUCGUUGGGUCUCGUCAACCUGCUGAUCACAGAGAUAUUUGCCCUGCAGAGAAGAGAAGCAUCCAAGGUCCAGAAGUAUGUGACCCACUUCAUCAGGGGCAUUUCUGUGCUGAUGGUUCCCCUGGCCGCCACUGUGCCCUCAUCCAUGGCUCUGUACUGGCUGAGCUCCAGCUGUGUUGGACUGGGACACAACCUCCUCCUUCGCUCCCCGCGCCUCCGGAGGCUCUGCCACAUCCCCCCAAUGCGCUCCGACUCGGACACGCCCUACAGGGACAUCGCCUCCUCCCUCGUCGCCAAAUACAUCAAAUGAAGACAGUGGCCGGUGUUCUGCUGGAGAGGACAGGGACUUUCACCGCGAAUCGUGUCGACACCAAAGCCCCUUCCCCUGAUUCUGAAAAUCCAGUAAGUUGAAGAGGAAUGCGUGUCGGCGCUGGGCUGCAAUAAACCACUUCAGCUUCAGCUCUCUCCUUGGCGACCACUGCACUGAGAUCUGGAGUUUGACCACGUUUGGUGUUGUUGAUCCACGUGACAGAAUCCGCUAUACGUGUCCAUCUACUGACCAGCUGAAGUGUCAGAAUCUUUUUGAUUUUAUGUUGUACAGCAUGUAAAGGCCUGUUUAUUUUCUGUAACUGUAAAUUCUCCCUGCCUAGCCCAUGGUCACUUGUUGUUGUGAUUCAAGACUUUGACUGCCAUUGUGUAAGAGACCAAUUACACUUCUAAAAGGUAUUUUAGAGAAUUACACUUAUAGUGGGUUAACAAUGGUUGGUAGACAUUUGCCUUAUAUUUUACUGUAAACUGCAUGACAUUUUUAUUUAUUAAAUAUGAAUGUCCAUC